This is a messenger RNA of Neurospora tetrasperma FGSC 2508, 210 nucleotides long. RefSeq lists its product as uncharacterized. Bases 1 to 210 code for a protein of 69 amino acids. The record is from RefSeq and is a predicted model, not a curated record. Lineage: Eukaryota; Fungi; Ascomycota; Sordariomycetes; Sordariales; Sordariaceae. The transcript has 2 exons.
AUGACUAGAGGUUCUUAUUGGGAUGUCUCGAGGUCGAACGGCAGGCCAGCGAGCGAACCACAAGGGUGCUGCUGUCGCCUGUCGUGCGGUACUCCACGGCAUGAAGUCAUUGAGGUGGAUAUCGUGAUGCUCCGGCGGAGGUACGCUGGAACGGGAUCGAUACCUAUCGGCGGGAAGUCGGAAAGAAGACGGUGCUGCUGGUGUUCUUAA